Symbiodinium sp. CCMP2592 is the source of this 2874-nucleotide messenger RNA. NCBI's taxonomy places the organism in Eukaryota, Dinophyceae, Suessiales, Symbiodiniaceae. The record is from the annotation of a GenBank genome assembly.
AUGCCGAUGGUCUGCCGCUACUUGACAUCUCUUGUUCGUGCAGUUGAUCCGACGCUCGAGUUUGGAGCCUUGCAGCUUCUUUUCAAUGUCCAGUCGGGUUUCCAUCUUGACAAGUUCAAUGAAAAGGGUUCGCGCAACUUGAUCAUUCCGCUGACCGAUUUCGUUGGCGGCCAGGUAUGGACUCGCGAUGAAUCUGGAGAUGCCACUUACGACCAUAAUGGGGUUAGUCUCAGGGGUCGCUUGAUGGAUGUUGCAUCAGGCCCAGUCAAGCUUGAUCCGUCGGUGCACCAUGCAGUCAUGCCUUGGCAAGGAAAUAGGAUAGUCCUUAUCGCAUACAUGCCGUCGUUCUCGGAGCGACUUCCCACCGAGAGUCGAUCUCUCCUGUCUGAGCUGGGAUUUGUUUUCCGCAAUCUCAAUUCAGGUGCCACUGUCAAGCUCCGUGACAUUCGCAUGGUCACUCAGGGCCCUCCUGCUCCAGGAUCUACGCGGCCCCUGCCGGCCGAGGUACCGCUUGUUCUUGAACUGUGCUCUGGGCACGCAGUGUUGUCUCGGGUUGCUGAGAAUUUGGGUUUUCAGGCCUUGUCGAUUGAUAACAAUUCUUCCAGGGCUCCUGGGAAACAGAUCAUGCGCCUUGAUCUCGCUGACGCUGAUAAUAUCGAUUACCUCUGUGAGCUAGUUGAGUCCGAACGGAGUCGGAUUGCUUUGAUUUUCAUUUCGCUUCCUUCAGGAACUGCAAGUGUUCAUCGGGGCAAGCACAUUGAAAAGUGGGUUCGCCAAGGUUUCCAGUUGCCUUCUGCUCUUCGGAGUUCAGACUACCCCGAUAUGUUGCCCGGGCUCUCUGGGUCUGACCGCCGCCGAGUGGAAGAGGCUAACCAACUGUACUUUGAAGUCGGGCAGGUUUUGAGGUCGGGGGAAUUUUCUCAGGCCGUCGAACAUUGCGAGCAUUGCAUCUUUCUUGAAGUGAAUGAUCCGAGAUCGCACAGCGGUGUGUUGCCAUCAGUUGAGCUGUGCAGCAUAGGCAUCCCUUGCGAGCCGGAUGAAUUCAUAAGAAGGGCCGUAGAAGUGGGUCAUCCUCGCAGUCUUGAUUUUCACCUGGAGGAGGAAGUCAGUAAGGCAGUACGAUCCAACUUUGUGGACGAUGCAUCGGAGCUGGCUCGCUUUAGGAUCUCCUUUGUCAAGAAGUGGAGUGCACGUGCCCAGGAGCUUCAACCAGCUGAGGAUAAACUUCAUUCUGACAUGCCCGAUUAUUUGUCCGAGGUGCUACGUGGCAAGCGGCUCUUGUUAUUCAAAGAGAUGAUGACAGCCGCGGGCUGCAGUGAUGAACACUUGUUCCGGGACAUUGCUUCGGGUUUUCGGAUUUCAGGGUGGAUGCCUGUGACAGGUAAUACGGCUCCCAAGGACGAGGAGCUUGAGCAGACAGUUUGGACCGAAACUCAAAAGGAGAUUGACGCCUGUUGGGUUUGGGUCGCCACAGAAUUCUCAGGCCGUAGCAUCACCAUGCGCUUUGGCAUUCGCCAGGGAGGCAAAGUAAGGUUGAUAGACGACUGCACCAUCUCUUGCUUGAACCUUACCGUGGGCUUGAGGGAGAGGUUCGAAUUGCACACGAUAGACAAGCUUGCCGCAGUUCUUUCCUGUGCUUUAGAAUGGGCCCCUGCCGGCCAUCUGAAUCACUGGGUUGGAAGAAAUUAUGAUCUCAAGUCGGCCUACAAACAGUAUGGCAUUCAUCCAGAUGACCGUGAUCUGGUUCGCAUUGCCGUCAAUCGGCCUGGACAAGAUUCGCCGGAGAUUCUGGGCUUGAACGCCCUCCCCUUCGGCUCUGUUGCUUCCGUUAGUGCUUUCCUGAGGGUUUCGUAUGCCGUUUGGAAAAUCGGUAUUGUCCUGGCCCGAGUGCUGUGGACUGCAUACUUUGAUGACUUCACGAAUGUUUGUAGGUCUCUCCUGAAGGAUAACACUGCUUGGGCCAUCGAAAGCUUGUUUGACCUCUUGGGCAUCUCUUUUGACAGGUCAGGUCGCAAGGCUGUGGAGCAUGCUGCAGUUUUCGGUACACUUGGUCUGCAAGUAGAUUUGUCCCACUCAGCAGAGCGCCGGGUGCUCAUUGGUCACACAGAAAAGCGGAAAGAUGAGCUUGUGGAAUCCUUGAAUGGCAUAAUGGAUGCCGGGAGCAUUGAGCCUAGAUCUUUCGAACGCCUGCGUGGGCGCAUGGUCUUCUUUGAAGGUUACAGCUUCGGCCGUGUCAGCAAUCAGGCUAUGCGCACUUUGGCGCGUGCAAGCAAAUCCAGUGUCACUUUCGAGUUGGGCCUGAGGCAUAAAGCUGCGCUUCAGGUUCUUCUUGACCGUGUAUCUUCGUCAGCUCCUUUGAUUGUUCAGCCGCGUAUCAGGUCCACUUGGAUCCUUUUCACUGACGGAGCUUGUGAGCCAGAGCGACAGUGGGGAGGUAUAGGGGGGGUUCUUAUCUCCCCGAACGGAUCUUGUGCAGGAUACUUUGGAGAGGAAGUGCCGUCCUCCCUUAUGCAUGAUCUUCUCGCUGCUUCGAAGAAUCCGAUCUUUGAGCUCGAGCUUGCUCCUUUGCUCAUCGCGUAUGAGCUCUGGGGUAACUUGUUUGAGGGAUCACAGCUGGUGUGUUAUCUUGAUAACGAGGGCGCGCGGCACUCUUGCAUCCGUUGCUUUGCUGACUCAUCUGAGUCAUCGGAUUUGUGGGUGCAGAAGAUUCUUGAGCUCGAGAUGCAGUCUCGAGUGCAUGUGUGGUACGGCCGCGUACCCACUUCCUCGAACAUUGCCGAUGGUCCUUCGCGGCUGACCUUUGGUGCAGUCGAGCACAUGUGCAGGUACAGGUCACGUCCUUCGUUGGCCACUCUCCUUUCAAGAAGGGGGUGA